This is a messenger RNA of Pipistrellus nathusii (Nathusius's pipistrelle), 582 nucleotides long. The record is from the annotation of a GenBank genome assembly. NCBI's taxonomy places the organism in Eukaryota, Metazoa, Chordata, Mammalia, Chiroptera, Vespertilionidae.
AUGGUCAAGACUUCACAGAGGAAGUGUCAUGAUUGGGUAAACCAAUCCAAACCAAAGCCUGAUUUAAGCAUCUCCAUCCCACUGAGGAUGUCCAGUAACAUAUUCAAGAGUCCAGUUACGAGAAUCACAUCCCACCCAGGCAAUGAGGUCAGAUACCAUCAAUGGGAGGAAACCUUGGACAAGCCCCAACAAGUGUGCUGGCAGAAGAGACUUCAAGGACUCCAGGCCUGCAGCAGCGCAGGACAACUCUUAAGUCCUUUUGAUCUUACCAAAGCCCUGCAAACACUUGUGCCUAGUUGCACAGGUGAGUCCCGGCCUGGUGUUCUCACAGGUGGUCCUCACGGCAGCUCCAUGUCCAGUGCUGCCGGCAUUGCACGUGUGGCAGAGAUUAUUCCAGGAGCUCGUCAGGGUGUCCCACAGCUCCCCUGCAAACAAUUUCUGGUAACAGAGAAAGAUAUCAAGAAACAGGAAAGGAAAAUGAAGAUGGCAAGAGAGAGACUGGCGAGAGCGUUGAUUGCAGACAGACUCGCUAGUGAGACAGAAAAAGUGAGGGACCAAAAAGAACAUCCUGAAAAACACUAG